Molecule: messenger RNA, 1467 nt
Organism: Hyaloscypha bicolor E
Lineage: Eukaryota; Fungi; Ascomycota; Leotiomycetes; Helotiales; Hyaloscyphaceae
Product: general substrate transporter
Exons: 4
Coding region: 1-1467 (488 amino acids)
Biological process (GO): transmembrane transport; carbohydrate transport
Cellular component (GO): membrane
Molecular function (GO): carbohydrate:proton symporter activity
Source: RefSeq, a predicted model, not a curated record
AUGCCCAAUCCACCCUCCAAGAUGGCAGGAGACUCCUCUAUAUUUCAUAUCUUUACCAAGAAGCAUGAAGUAGUUCUGUUCUCAAGUACAGUGAUUACUCUCUAUGAGGACGAUCAAGGUACUUCUGGCCUAUGCCAUAUCAUACAUAUGUUUGACCAUGCAAAUAUCAAAAAAUCCCCAAUCAUCGGCAUCAUAGUCUCAGCCUACUACCUAGGUUGUGCAGUCGGAGCCGUGAUAGCUUCCUGGCUCGCAGACAAAGAAGGCCGCAAACCCUCCAUCUUCACCUGCCUUAUUACAACCUCACUUGGCAACAUCCUCAUGUUCAUAUCCGGCCUCUCAAUGCAUGGCUUCUCACCCUGGAAAGGAAGAGCACUAGCCUGCAUGCUCACAGGCCGAGUAGCCUUGGGAUUAGGAUACAGCUCCGAGCUCUCCUCCGACGGAGCAAGAGGUCGAGCCCUGGCCCAAGAAUUCCAAAUGAACAUCUUCGGCCUGCUGAUUGCAUACGGCAUCAGCCUCGGCGUGACCCGCGGCUUGAAGGAGUCACGGUGGGCAUGGCGAAUCCCCAUCAUGGUCAUGCAGCUCUUCCCAAUUUUACUAGUGUCCUUCAUCAGCCGGCUCCCCGAGUCACCCCGCUACUUCAUGAGCAAGGAGCAAAAAUAUGAGGCCCAAAAAGCGCUCGAAGAAGUGUGGUCCAAAAAAGAUGCGAACGGCUCACAAUUUCACCCCUCGAUGGUCACAGUAAUGGGACAGAUAAAUCAAGCAUUUACAGGCUGUGGCGCUGUGUCAGUCUACGGACCGCAGAUCUUCCAACUUCUCGGUUUUGACACCUGGGAAGCAGAGUACUUGACCCUUGGGAACUAUAUCUUGUAUUCCCUCAUGAUGGCCUCUGCCUGGCUUUCCAUGAACAUAGUCGGAAGACGGAAACUCAUGGUCUGGGGGGCUGCUGGUCUUGCUAUAUGCUUUGCCAUUCUUACUGGAUUUGGAGGAAUAGCGCAGGGUCUUCCAGACGUGCCAGAUCUAGCAGUUGAGAUUCCGGGGAGCGUCACGCUAUUUGUUGCUACUACUACCUUUUGCAUUGGGUGGUUGGCUACCGUCUGGCUUAUCCCCACUGAGAUUUAUUCCAGCACAGCAAGAGCACAGGGGAGUGCUAUCAGCGGUAUUAUCUGGGGAUUGGCGAAUUUUGCUAUCACAUUGCUGACCCCGAUUGGGUUUAACAGUCUAAAGUAUUGGUUGUUCCUGGUGUUUGCGGUCACGAAUAUUUUUGCUGGGUGGUGGACCUGGAAAUACACGCCAGAGAGUGGAGGACGGAGUUUCGAAGAGAGCCAGGAGUUCUUUAAUAGUGCGAAGGAGGAUGGGAGUUGGAGUGUUAAGAGGGUUGAUGGCGGGAAGUUUGAGAAAAUGCCGGGGGAUAAUAAUGAGGAGGAGGAAGAUUGCGAGCAAUUACCAUUGUUGAGACAAAAGAGAUGA